Messenger RNA from Cucurbita pepo subsp. pepo (vegetable marrow), 980 nucleotides. RefSeq names its product phosphatidylinositol-glycan biosynthesis class F-like protein. Gene Ontology annotation, biological process: GPI anchor biosynthetic process. Gene Ontology annotation, cellular component: endoplasmic reticulum membrane. The record is from RefSeq and is a predicted model, not a curated record. Lineage: Eukaryota; Viridiplantae; Streptophyta; Magnoliopsida; Cucurbitales; Cucurbitaceae.
AAUCGAAACACCCGCGUUAAUUUCUCUUCUAUUUCCUUCAUUGAACAUUCAGCGGGAAUUCGCCGUAUGAGCUACGAGAAAUUACAGUAAUGGAGACGGAGAAGAAAGAGAUGACCAGUAAAGCUUCGCCUCCCGUAUCGAUUGCAGAGGCGUUCUUCGUCCACCUGAUAUGCGGCCUAGGGCUAGCCCUAGCCUUCUUGAUUGCUCGUCAUGUCUACUCCGCCGAUCUCAUCUCCGAUCCUUCUCGUACUCUCUUCUUGAUUUUGAUUGUUGAGUGUCCGAUUGUGAUCCUUCUUUACAGCCGGUAUCGUACGGACCGAGAGCAAUGCUCGUACUUGAAAGCUGUGGCGCGAGGCAUACUUGGACUCCUUGCUGGUGCUAUUAUUAAUGCUUUUGGAGCAAUAGUUCUUGGCGCUCCUAUUGGUGCUCAAUACUUAUUGAAGACCCUUAACUGGUCACUUGUGAUGUCAUCGUUCAGUGUCGUGCCUUCAGCUUGUGUCUUUGGUUCAUCAUGGAUGGAUUGGCAGCGCCUAUUUGCUUACACAGAGCCAAAUGGAACUAUUGAUCAUAUGAUAUGCAUUCCAGCACAUGGGGCCAUUAUUGGAGCCUGGUUUGGCGCAUGGCCCAUGCCACUUGAUUGGGAAAGGCCAUGGCAGGAAUGGCCAAUUUGUGUGAGUUACGGGGCAGUAAUCGGGUACUCAAUUGCAAUGGUAGCAUCCUUGGCCUUCUCACAUGCGCGGAGUGGUUUGCAGCAUGUGAAAAGAGACUAACAAUCAAGUAUUUUGUUAUAACUAGAUUAUCAAGUUUUCCCUCAAUAUCUUCAUUGUGGGGUUUCUUAAUGUUCAUCUUUUACUCCUACAAUGGCACGACACUCUUUUUCAAAAGUUUUCACUAUUCAUUUUCUUUUUUAUAUCCACCCACACACAAGCUGUUUCUUUGUAGCCUGUAUAAUUGCAUGAAAAUCCCCCUUUUUCCUUGCU